Messenger RNA from Fusarium oxysporum Fo47, 1406 nucleotides. RefSeq names its product Ribokinase-like protein. NCBI's taxonomy places the organism in Eukaryota, Fungi, Ascomycota, Sordariomycetes, Hypocreales, Nectriaceae. The transcript is spliced from 5 exons. Gene Ontology annotation, cellular component: cytosol. The record is from RefSeq and is a predicted model, not a curated record. The coding region runs from base 251 to 1309 and encodes 352 amino acids. Gene Ontology annotation, molecular function: pyridoxal kinase activity. Gene Ontology annotation, biological process: pyridoxal 5'-phosphate salvage.
CAGCGACGGAUUUUCUCUUCUGUUCCUUCGAUCUUCACAAAUAACGCUCAGGCUUCCCAUUUCAUCUAAGCUCCGGUGUCUUAGGAUUCUACCGCAGAAUCGUCCGCUGACGCCGACUGAGAGGUUUUGUUCAGUGACGUCUCUCACACAAGCAAAAUCUUGGGUUGCCUAGGCUUGCGUAGACUUCUAUUCAGAACGUUUGCAGAAUAUCAAGAAGAGAUCGAGGAAUUGAACUGGUGCUUUUGGUAACAUGUCCAUCACCCCAACAAUACCCGAUACACGGGUUCUCGCUGUGGCAAGCCAUGUUGUCUCUGGGUAUGUCGGUAACAAGAUUGCCGUCUUUGUGCUACAGUCUUUGGGAUGUGAUGUCGCAGCUCUCAACACCGUACAGUUCAGCAACCAUACCGGAUAUAAGCAAUGGAAGGGAACGAGAGUCUCAGCACAGGAGAUCAUGGAUCUCUGGGAAGGACUGAAACAGUCGUACCUGGAUGAUUUUGAUGUUAUGCUUUCUGGAUAUAUCCCAGGCGCUGAAGCCGUCGAUACGGUCGGUAAGAUAGGCCGGGAACUUAAGAAAAAGUCAAUUAAAGCACCUGGCAAGUUCUUCUGGGCUCUCGAUCCCGUCAUGGGUGACAAUGGAAAGAUCUACGUCUCCGAGGAAGUGGUGCCAGCAUACAAGAGGCUCAUCCACGACGCGGAUCUGAUUCUUCCAAACCAAUUCGAGGCCGAGCUGCUUUCGGAAGUCAAAAUCCAUGACAUGGACAGUCUCCGAAAGGCUAUCCAAGUGCUCCACGACAAGUACAAGAUUCCUCAUGUCGUCAUUACUUCAGUCAACCUUGAGGCGCCAGACCAUCCGCCUUCGCAUCUCUCUGUUGUUGGUUCAACCAUGACAUCUACUGGCAAAGCUCGCUUUUUCAAGAUUGUCUUCCCAUCAAUCGAUUGUUAUUUCAGUGGUACAGGCGACAUGUUUGGCGCUCUUAUGGUAAUCCGCAUGCGUGAGGCUGUCUUCAAUGCUGACGAGCGGCUGCGGCAUACCGCCAGCUGGCUUAGCGACGAUUCGGUAUCGGCUGUUGAGCUACCCCUUGCACGCGCUGCAGAAAAGGUCCUAGGCAGUAUGCAUGAGGUUCUAUCCAAGACCUGCGAGGGCAUGAAGAGGGUGGUUGAACGAACAACGGACGACAUGAAAGAUGAGGAUCGAAUUGACCAAACUAAGGCGCACCUCGUAAAGAGCAAGGCGGCAGAGCUUCAACUUGUGAGGAAUCUGGACUGCUUACGCUCCCCCGCGACGCAAUACCUUGCGAAGGCCAUUUAGAUCUAAGGGGAGGGGGAUUGUCCAAGGUUACAAUGACCACUAUAGUAGAAACCAGCAAAGAUUAAAUAGAAAUGGGUAGAAAGGUUGUGGAAUAGAU